UUUAAUGGAUGCGAAAUUGAAGGAACAAAAGCCCCCAAAAGCUAAAAUUAUGCUUUGGACAGAUGUCAGCUACCACGACAUGGAAGAAAUCGACAAACUGCAGAGUGCAGCUGAUCUGGAGAGUACUUUAAACCGAGUCUUUCAAUUUGACAUCCCUGAACCACAGAAAGGAGUUCUGCUUGAGUUGUACGUGCAGUCUGUGUUCUUUUGUAGAGAGAAUGGAUUCAGUAAGGAGCAAACAUCUGCUGUCCUGUCAAUCAUUAAGUCCAUUCACGAGGUCAACAUCGAAACUUCAUUGGACAACAGGGAGCACUGCUGUGAAUACUGCAAGGAGCUUCUGCUCUGUCAUUCAGUCCGGCGGCCUCCUGUCAGUGUUAACCUCUUCAGCCUUAAGGAGGCGACUUGUAUCCUUGAGUAUAUCCACAACUCCUACAUCACACACUUCAAACUCUAUAAAUAUAUUUUCACUCCACAGGAAAAACUUGAUCUGUAUUUUUCUUACUCUGGGGUUUCAGAGGAAAACAUUCUGGCGGGUGAGGAUUCAGCUGUUUCAGAUGUUGACAAUGUGACAGAAGCAGAAAUACCACAGAAAGAAACAUCUCUUCAAACUCAAGAAGUGUCCAACUUAGAGUGUGAAGGAGCCACACUGGUCUCUAUGUCAGAACUGAGGGCAUUAAUUGAACAGGAAAUCAGACAGCAGAUGAUGCUUGUGUCUGGACAACUGGACCAACGAUUGAAAGAAAUUGCAGCUCAGCACAGCAGUGCACAAGAAUCCACACAGCAUGAACACACCACCAUCAAUUCAUGA
Molecule: messenger RNA, 808 nt
Organism: Thalassophryne amazonica
Lineage: Eukaryota; Metazoa; Chordata; Actinopteri; Batrachoidiformes; Batrachoididae
Product: coiled-coil domain-containing protein 189-like
Exons: 9
Coding region: 5-808 (267 amino acids)
Source: RefSeq, a predicted model, not a curated record